Propithecus coquereli (Coquerel's sifaka) is the source of this 1866-nucleotide messenger RNA. It is a transcript of the gene RBMS3, whose product is annotated as RNA binding motif, single stranded interacting protein 3. Gene Ontology annotation, molecular function: mRNA 3'-UTR binding; poly(A) binding; poly(U) RNA binding. Lineage: Eukaryota; Metazoa; Chordata; Mammalia; Primates; Indriidae. Bases 461 to 1762 code for a protein of 433 amino acids. The transcript is spliced from 14 exons. Gene Ontology annotation, cellular component: nucleus; ribonucleoprotein complex; cytosol. The record is from RefSeq and is a predicted model, not a curated record.
CUUUAAGGUGGGGAAAGAGACAAACAGGAGACAGGAAGCUGAUCUGCAAGGAUUCGGAGUUGUGCUAAAAGGACUUGAUUUUUUUCCCCCUUUACAAACGCUGGCAAUUGACAUCACUACAGACAGCCUGGUUAGAGAACAAACUGCCUCUUCCCAAGUGGACCCUGGCAGCUGGGGGAAGCCAGGAAAGAUCUGGAGAGGCUGUGUGUGGGGUUUUUUCUACAGAUCUCACUCCCCACCCUUUUUUUUUUUUUUUUUUUUGGUGUGUGUGCUUUUUGUUUUGUUUUGUUUUGUUUUUUUUAAAGAAAUUCUUGCUGUGUUGGAACUAGCGAGUGGUGGAGUCUCUGAAGCCUCAUCAGUCAUCGGGACUGUCAGGAAUAGUGGUUUAAGAGGAAGCUCGGCCUGGGGCACUAUACCCUGUCAUCCAGUUCCCUGCCUCGGAGAUAAAGAUUCCAGCUACAUGGGCAAACGCCUGGAUCAGCCACAAAUGUACCCCCAGUACACUUACUACUAUCCUCAUUAUCUCCAAACCAAGCAGUCCUAUGCACCAGCUCCCCACCCCAUGGCUCCUCCCAGCCCCAGCACAAACAGCAGCAGCAACAACAGCAGCAACAACAGCAGCGGGGAACAGUUGAGUAAAACCAACCUGUACAUUCGAGGCCUCCCGCCAGGCACUACUGACCAGGACCUAAUCAAGCUGUGCCAACCGUAUGGAAAAAUUGUAUCCACAAAGGCAAUUCUUGACAAAAAUACAAAUCAGUGCAAAGGUUAUGGUUUUGUAGAUUUUGACAGUCCCGCAGCUGCACAGAAAGCGGUAGCAUCUCUCAAGGCAAAUGGCGUGCAGGCACAGAUGGCCAAGCAACAAGAGCAAGACCCAACGAACUUAUACAUCUCAAAUCUCCCCAUUUCCAUGGAUGAGCAGGAACUCGAGAAUAUGCUGAAACCCUUCGGACAUGUCAUUUCCACAAGAAUACUAAGAGAUGCUAAUGGAGUCAGCAGAGGUGUUGGCUUUGCCAGAAUGGAGUCUACUGAAAAAUGUGAAGUGGUAAUUCAACAUUUUAAUGGAAAAUACCUGAAAACACCACCAGGCAUCCCAGCCCCCAGUGAGCCUUUACUGUGCAAAUUUGCCGACGGAGGACAAAAGAAGCGACAGAAUCAAAGCAAAUAUACUCAGAAUGGGAGGCCUUGGCCCAGGGAAGGAGAGGUACUCAGAGGCAGGACUGUCCCUAGGCAAAAUCAUAAAGCUGGCAUGGCUCUGACCUAUGACCCCACAGCUGCCAUACAGAAUGGAUUUUAUUCUUCACCGUACAGUAUUGCAACCAACCGCAUGAUUCCACAGACAUCUAUCACGCCAUUCAUUGCUGCUUCCCCUGUCUCCACAUACCAGGUCCAGAGCACUUCAUGGAUGCCUCAUCCGCCAUACGUUAUGCAACCAACAGGUGCUGUGAUUACACCAACAAUGGACCAUCCUAUGUCAAUGCAGCCAGCAAACAUGAUGGGCCCCCUGACACAGCAGAUGAAUCACCUUUCAUUGGGCACAACAGGAACGUAUAUGACUGCUGCUGCUCCUAUGCAAGGGACCUACAUUCCCCAGUACACGCCUGUGCCUCCGACAGCUGUUUCUAUUGAAGGUGUUGUUACUGAUACCUCUCCCCAGACAGUGGCACCUUCAUCCCAGGACACCAGUGGUCAGCAGCAACAGAUAGCAGUGGACACAUCCAACGAACAUGCACCCGCAUAUUCUUACCAACAGUCAAAGUAAGUUUGUGCUGUGCUAAGCUCUUUUCCCCAAGAUCAACCACCUUGAAGUCACUUUUUCAUUUGUAUCUGUUAGCCUUUGCUAAAAUAUAAACUACCUCAAACUUA